Tilletiaria anomala UBC 951 is the source of this 594-nucleotide messenger RNA. Its product is annotated as glycoside hydrolase family 43 protein. The transcript has 2 exons. The record is from RefSeq and is a predicted model, not a curated record. Lineage: Eukaryota; Fungi; Basidiomycota; Exobasidiomycetes; Georgefischeriales; Tilletiariaceae. Bases 1 to 594 code for a protein of 197 amino acids. Gene Ontology annotation, biological process: carbohydrate metabolic process. Gene Ontology annotation, molecular function: hydrolase activity, hydrolyzing O-glycosyl compounds.
AUGGGACCGUUCUACUUCCUCAGCAACAAUCAAAUUGGGUCUAGGCCGUUGCUGUCAUCAGAGCACACGUGGCAAACGGGGCAGAUCGAAGCACCGCAUCCGAUCUAUGAGCCUAACGCGCGCUUUUACAUCCUCUUCUUCUCGAGCGGUACCUUUAUUGAGGACGAUUACAAGAUCGGCUGGGCGAUAAACAAGAACAUCUUCGGGCCGUGGAAGAGCAGCCGCGUGCCCUUGAUCGAGACGGAUAUCCCGCGCGGCAUUGUCGUCUCAGGCGGGCAAUACGCCGUGCGUGGCGUGGAUGGCAACUGGUUCAUCUGCUUUCAUAUACACAACGACCCUGGCUGCAAAGGCGGGCGGCGAAUGUGCGUGCACCACAUCAUGUUCAACGACGAUGGCUUGCCUAGGUUGGCGGGCAAACCCGUGCUCAGGCGCAGACUGCGCGUCGGCGUGGAGGAGGAAGAUGGGAUUCUCAACUCGGAAAUACCGUACCAUCUGAAACCUGGCACCGGUUACGGUCGACAUGGAAGCGGCGGAAAUGGAGGUAAGGCGAUCGCCCAGAAGGUCUUCCACGCAAUUUCCAAACUUUCCCAGUGA